Molecule: messenger RNA, 1984 nt
Organism: Diceros bicornis minor
Lineage: Eukaryota; Metazoa; Chordata; Mammalia; Perissodactyla; Rhinocerotidae
Gene: TRMT10A
Product: tRNA methyltransferase 10A
Exons: 8
Coding region: 808-1848 (346 amino acids)
Biological process (GO): tRNA N1-guanine methylation
Cellular component (GO): nucleus; nucleoplasm; cytosol
Molecular function (GO): tRNA binding
Source: RefSeq, a predicted model, not a curated record
GUUACAGUCAUGUGCCACAUAACGUUUCAGUCAAUGACGGACCACAUAUACGACAGUGGUCCCCAUAAGAUUAGUGCCAUUUAGCCAAGAUGUGUAGUGGGCUUUAACAUCUAAAUUUGUGUAAGUACACUCUAUGAUGUUUGCAUGACGACAAAGUUGCCUAACGACGUAUUUCUCAGACGUAUCCCUGUCAUUAAGCGACACAUGACUGUUCUAUUUUCAUUACUUUUUAAAAUCUUUUGUAAUAUCAUAUUCACUUAUUUAUUUAUUCCACCAAUAUAUAAUAAACAUCUACUAAGUGCCAGGCACUGUGUUAGUACUGGCAAUCUAAUGUUGAGCAAAUGCAGACAUCAUCCCUGCUCGUAUGGAGUUUCCAGUGUAGAAUAAAAUUUGAGUUAUUUCUAGAUGUUCCCCCAAACUAAAGUUACUCUUUGGUUAGUGGUAUAUGGAAUACUUGUGAACUCUUACUUGGGUUACUAGAUGAUGCUUUCCCUAUCUUAGUAAUUUUGUGACCUAGUAAAAUGCCACGGCUUUUGUUGUAGCUCCCAAAGCACACAUAUUAAAAUUUCUUGUCUUUCAGUCAAAAUUUGGUAAACUUUCUAAGUUUGCUUAGUUAUCUCCAUAUGUCCUGUUACAACAUUGUACUUUUAAAGAAAGCAAGAGCCAUAUAAUAAAACUACUGCUUCAAUUAUGUUCUGCAAAGAUUUCAUCCUUCCAUUAUCUGAAUUGUUGGGAUUUUUCUUUUUUGUUUUAGAUAUCAGCUUCUCUGCACAGACUUGUUAGUUAUCUCUGUAAGAAGGAAGAAUCAUGGAAUUUUCUAGGCAUCAAAUAAUGUCAUCUGAAAUGUUGCCAGCAGUUAUUGAGACUUCUAAUGCUGAAAGAAAGCAAGACUUAAGUGAUCAAGAGGAGAGCCGGAAGCCAAGAUUAGAGGAAGGGUUGGAACCAGUAUCUAAACGACAAAUGAAGAAGCUAAUCAAACAGAAGCAGUGGGAAGAGCAACGAGAACUCCGAAAACAAAAGCGGAAGGAAAAACGCAAGAGAAAGCAAUUAGAGCGGCAAGGUCAACUGGAAUCAAACUUAGAUGGAAAUGACAGAAAACGUAUUCGAAGAGGUGUUGUUCACAGUACGCUCCGCCUUAUCAUUGACUGCAGUUUUGACAGCCUGAUGGUAUUAAAGGACAUUAAGAAGCUUCAUAAGCAGAUUCAGCGCUGUUAUGCAGAAAAUCGACGAGCACUGCAUCCUGUGCAGUUUUACUUGACAAGCCAUGGAGGCCAGUUGAAAAAGAACAUGGAUGAAAAUGACAAAGGAUGGGUCAACUGGAAGGAUAUCCACAUCAAACCAGAUCAUUAUAGUGAAUUCAUAAAGAAAGAAGACCUGAUUUAUCUUACAUCAGACUCACCUAAUGUACUGAAGGAAUUAGAUGAAUCAAAGGCCUAUGUGAUUGGAGGAUUGGUAGAUCACAACCAUCACAAGGGACUCACCUAUAAGGAAGCAUCAAAUCAUGGAAUUGAUCAUGCACAGCUUCCCCUUGGAAAUUUUGUGAAGAUGAAUAGUAGAAAAGUUUUGGCAGUUAAUCAUGUGUUUGAAAUUAUUCUGGAAUACCUGGAAACAAGAGACUGGCAAGAAGCAUUUUUUACUAUCUUACCCCAACGGAAAGGAGCUGUUCCCACAGACAAAGCCUGUGAAAGUUCUUCAUGUGACAAGAAAUCCGCCAGAGCUGAAGGUGGAUUGGACAGUGAUUCCAGUGAGGAGGAAGAUAGCAGAAAUGAACUAGAUUCACCACGUGAGGAAGAAAAACAGGAUGAAGAAAACAGCACUGAAUCUGUAGUCAGCUCUGUACCACACUAAUGUCAUCUGGGUUUUUUUUUUUUUUUUUUUCUUUCAAUUUAGGGAAAAAUUAGGAGAAAAUGAGGUGCUUUAUAGAAUAUUGGAAUUGGAAGAAAAUUUCAUUUUCUCUUAUUUCUGCUGUGAAUUUUUAAAACUU